GGUCCCUCGUGCAGGCUGCGCUCCUCCUGGGUGCUAUUUGACAAUUCCUGCCUCUGCCAUUGGUCAGUGUUGGAUCAGAUGGUUGUAUUUCCUUCUGGCCCUCACUGGCACCUCGCCAUCCCCCCUCAGCUAAAACCCAAUCUCGGCUAUACUACUAAUAGGCGAGGCGCUCGGAUUAUAAACCACAACAAAUCAUAAACCCGGCGGAGCCAGCAGCGGCCGCGCGCGCCUCCCCUCCCGAUGAGUUCCUAUUUCGUGAACUCCACCUUCCCCGUCACUCUGGCCAGCGGGCAGGAGUCCUUCCUGGGCCAGCUGCCGCUCUACUCGUCGGGCUAUGCGGACCCGCUGCGGCACUACCCGGCGCCCUACGGGCCUGGCCCGGGCCAGGACAAGGGUUUCGCGGCAUCGUCUUACUACCCGCCGGCCGGCGGAGGCUACGGCCGGGCGGCGCCCUGCGACUACGGGCCGGCGCCCGCCUUCUACCGGGAGAAGGACGCGGCCUGCGCCCUCUCCGGCGCGGACGAGCCUCCCCCGUUCCACCCGGAGCCGCGCAAGUCCGACUGCGCCCAGGACAAGAGCGUCUUCGGAGAGAGCGAGGAGCAGAAGUGCUCCACGCCCGUCUACCCGUGGAUGCAGCGCGUGAAUUCGUGCAACAGUUCCUCUUUCGGGCCCAGCGGUCGACGGGGCCGCCAGACCUACACGCGUUACCAGACCCUGGAGCUGGAGAAAGAAUUUCACUACAAUCGCUACCUGACCCGCCGGCGGCGCAUCGAGAUCGCGCACGCCCUGUGCCUGACCGAGCGGCAGAUCAAGAUCUGGUUUCAGAACCGACGCAUGAAGUGGAAAAAGGAGAGCAAACUGCUCAGCGCGUCUCAGCUCAGUGCGGAGGAGGAGGAAGAAAAACCGGCCGAGUGAAGGUGCUUGCUGCAGAGGGAGGAGGGACGCGGAGGGAGAGAGAGAGAGAGAGAGAGGAGAGAGAGGGAGAGAGAGGCCUGUUGGAGGAACCGAGGGCACCCAAAAGCCCCAGAAGGCUCUGC
Molecule: messenger RNA, 1037 nt
Organism: Psammomys obesus (fat sand rat)
Lineage: Eukaryota; Metazoa; Chordata; Mammalia; Rodentia; Muridae
Gene: Hoxb6
Product: homeobox B6
Exons: 2
Coding region: 241-915 (224 amino acids)
Biological process (GO): anterior/posterior pattern specification; regulation of transcription by RNA polymerase II
Cellular component (GO): nucleus
Molecular function (GO): RNA polymerase II cis-regulatory region sequence-specific DNA binding; DNA-binding transcription factor activity, RNA polymerase II-specific
Source: RefSeq, a predicted model, not a curated record